AUGACGAAUUCUAAUGAUACGGACGAAUCAGCUGCUUUAAGGAGCAGACUAGAGCUUAUCAAGGCAAAGGUAGAACGUAUAAGGGACUACGUUGACUCCUUUGCAGAUCAUGAUGACAUUGAACAAUUAGUUCUUAGGAAAGCAAGCCUAGAACAAAGCCUCCCAAAAUUUGAGGAGAUUUAUUAUCAGUUAACGCGCUUGAAGGCCGCGGAUGAGACGGAAGCUGAACAAUUCGAAUGUGGUUACUUUGACCUUGUAGCAAAAAUUAAUAAAUUUUUAAAUAAGCGUAAUACAGUAACGCCGGUACAAGCGGGUACCAAAAACAAUGUUAACUUGCCAAGUCUGAAAUUGCCCACCUUUAGCGGCGCGUAUCAUGAAUGGUUGUCAUUCUACGAUUCCUUUACGAAUUUAGUGCAUAAGGACGAACGCUUGACAGAUUGUCAGAAAUUCUAUUAUUUAAAGGCAUGCUUAACAGGUGAAGCGCUUCGAGCUGUAGAAUCUUUGGCGGUAUCAAAUGCUAAUUAUCAGUCAGCCUAUACAAUUUUAGAAAGCCGGUUUAAAAAUGAACGAUUGAUUGUCCAGGACCAUGUCUACUCAAUUCUUAAUUUCGCACCCAUCACUAAAUCAUCAGACACAAGUUUAAGACAGUUGCUGGAUAACUUAACCAUCAAUUUAGAAGCUCUAAAAUCACUACAGGUCCCAGUGGCCCAAUGGGAUGAUAUUCUCGUUCCCAUCAUUAACACUAAAUUAGAUUAUACCACCAAAAAGGAAUGGGAAACAACCCAAGGUAAGGAGCGUAGCAAACUAGACGACCUUAAAUUAUUUUUGGAAAAACGAUGCCAGUUUAUAGAAUCUAUUAACGCGGCUCAAAAGGUCAAUCAAAAUGCUGGCAUGAAUAAAAUUUCUUAUAACUAUAAAAAUCGAUCAGCGGUGCAUAUUGCAACCCCAGCAAGUAAAUCUGUGUGUUACCUCUGUAAGAAAUUUCAUUUAUUAUUUCAGUGUGCCGAAUUUAAUGCGUUAUCAGUAAACGAGAGAAAAAAUUUUGUGAAAAACAACAAACUUUGCUUUAAUUGUUUACGACCCGGGCACCAACUUAGUUCUUGUAAAUCGACUGGUAUUUGCAAAGAGUGCAAAAAUAAGCACCAUUCUUUAUUACAUAGUACGGAACAAGUUGUUACAGAAUUAGUACUACCAUCGUCGUCAACAGCGCAUGUUUCGCAAGGUAAUAAUGUUACCAGUAUGAUUUUAUUAUCAACAGCUGUAGUCUUGGUUGAAGACAAAUUUCAUAAAUUGCACGAGUGUCGUGCUCUGCUAGACGUUGGAUCACAAUCUAAUUUUAUAACUGAAAAUAUGUUCAAAAAAUUAGGUUUAGAUUUCGAGGGAACUAAACUGAGUAUUGUAGGUAUUAACGGUAGUACAAGUUGUUCCUCUAAAGUCACAAACAUCGCGUUGCACUCUCUUUAUAAAUCUUUUUCGCAGAAAAUUAAGUGCUUUGUUAUUCCACACAUAACAACAGAAUUACCCGCCCGGUCAUUCGAUUUAUCUCACAUCUCAAUACCUAGUAACAUUCAAUUGGCUGACCCAGAGUUUUAUAACAAAGGCUCCAUAGAUUUAUUAAUUGGCGCGGAUAUCUUUUGGAAAAUACUUAUGCCUGGGCAAAUAACCCAAACACAAAAUCGGCCUCAUUUCCAAGAGACAUAUUUAGGGUACGUCGCGGGGGGUGUCAUAAAUCCGAGCUCCUCGUCCUCAACAGUGUGUAAUUUAACAAGAAUUUCUUUAGAGACACAAUUGCAACGGUUUUGGGAAAUUGAAGAAGUGAGCAGUAAUUCGGUCAUAUCAAGGGCAGAUGUUGCCUGUGAGCAACACUUUCAAGAAACUUUUCGUAAAAAAGAGGAUGGCCGGUUUAUUGUGUCUCUCCCCUUCAAGGAUAAGGUUGUAAAUUUAGGUAGUUCAUAUGACAUUGCGUUGAGACGAUUUUACAACCUCGAAAACAAAUUACAGAGACAACCGCAGUUGAAGGAAGAUUAUUGCAGAUUCUUAAACGAAUAUGAAUCACUUGAACAUAUGGAAUCAGUGCCUGCUGAGACCAUUACUAACCCCAAUUCUUGUUAUCUACCCCACCAUGCAGUUGUAAAACAAUCAGCCCUGACCACGAAAUUGCGUGUAGUUUUUGACGCGUCAUGCAAAACAUCGAAUAAUUUGAGUCUAAACGACAAUCUAAUGAGUGGCCCUAAUCUACAACAGGAAUUAUUUUGUAUUUUAACUCGAUUCCGAACAUACAAAUAUGUAAUUAGUGGUGAUAUUGAGAAAAUGUACCGGCAAAUAUUAGUAAACGAGAACGACGCUAACUAUCAAUUAAUUCUAUGGAGAAAAACUAAAAAUGAGUCAAUCAGAACAUAUAAACUAAAAACUGUUACAUAUGGUACUGCUUCAGCGCCAUAUCUUGCAAUGCGGUGUUUGAAACAAUUAGCCUGGGAAAACCAAGACAAAUAUCCACUUGCUUCAUUUCAUAUUUUAAAUAAUUUUUUCAUGGACGAUUUGCUUUGUGGCCACAAUUCAAUUAUUCAAGCAGUCAAUUUACAAAAAGAAAUUAUACAGAUUUUAAGACAAGGGCAAUUUCGGUUGUACAAGUGGGCAUCAAAUGAUUCGGCCUUAAUUCCCGAAAAUUGUAGUCAGCUACAUAACAUUGUACAAUUUAAUAAGGACACAAAAACGUUAGGUUUGAUUUGGAAUACAGAGGAAGACAAACUUAAAUAUUGCGUUAAGGCGGACUCCCCGCAAGGUAAACUAACUAAACGCAAUAUUUUAUCCAUAAUAGCUCAAAUUUUUGAUCCGCUGGGAUUAAUAUCACCUGUUGUAGUUAAGGCUAAGGUUAUCAUGCAACAGUUAUGGUCAAGUCAAUUAGAUUGGGAUGAACGUGUAUCUCAAGAAAUUGAGGUAAAGUGGUGUAAUUUUAUCCAGGAAUUAGCUUUAUUAAGUACGAUCGCCAUUCCCAGGAAUGUAAUAAUUAAUCACGAUAGUCCUGCUAUUGAAGUGCAUGGAUUCUCAGAUGCGAGUUUGCAGGCAUAUGGAGCAACAAUUUAUAUUAGAUCACCCGGCAUAAAUGGGAAUUAUAAUGUACAGUUACUGUGCGCAAAAAGUAGGGUAGCUCCACUGAAAACGCUUUCAUUACCGAGACUUGAAUUGCUAGGUGCGUUGUUAUUGUCCAGACUUAUCAGUAAAAUUUGUUCUUCUUUGAAUAUGACCAUAAAUAAAUGCACUCUGUGGACCGACUCAACCAUCGUUCUAAGCUGGUUAUCGGCUCCCGCGCAUACCUGGCAAACCUUUGUUGCCAACAGAGUUUCGGAAAUUCAAUCAAACACCCUCAACUGUACCUGGAACCACAUUAACACAAAUGAUAAUCCAGCGGACAUUAUCACCAGAGGCCGAUCACCUGAACAGCUUAAUAACUCGAGUCUCUGGUGGAAUGGACCCAGUUUUUUAAAUAAAGACGAAUCUGUCUGGCCUAUACCCAAACAACAAUUUUCGAAUGAUGUUCCAGAAAAACGUGUAGUGAAUUUAGUUACUACUGUUAAAUCUAGAGUUAUACUUAAGGAGUGCUCGUCACUCAACAAAUUAGUAGCCGCAAUUGGUUGGUGUUUGCGUUACAUCCACAAUUUGAAGAAUACUAACGAUAAACGUACUGAAAGUAAUCUAAGUAUUUCCGAAUUAAGGCAAGCAAACAACUUCAUUUUGAAGCAAGUUCAAAAUGAAGGUUUUACGGAAGAAUUCAAGCAUUUACAAAAGGGAACGCCCUUGCCCCGUAGAAGUAAACUAAUUUCAUUAGAUCCCUUUAUCGAUUCAAACGGGUUGUUGAGGGUGGGGGGCAGACUAAAAAAUUCGGCAUUAGAUUAUGCGGUUUCACCAAGGGUAGUAACUCCAAAAAUGGGCGAUUUGCCAACACAACGCCUUGAACCGCUUCGCCCCUUUCUGAGAUCUGGUAUAGACUAUACUGGACCUGUUUUAAUUAAAACAGGCCCUAAGAGAAGUACAAGAACAUCAAAGGCUUAUAUUGCGCUUUUUAUAUGUUUCACCACGAAGGCUAUUCAUAUCGAAUUGGUCAGCGACCUAUCAUCCGAGGCUUUCUUAGCCGCUCUUAAUCGCUUCAUCUCAAGACGAGGCAAUGUUUUAGACUUAUUUUCCGAUAAUGGUACCAAUUUUAUCGGAGCAAACAGAUAUUUGAAGGAGCUAGGUCAGUUUUUAAAGUCAAAUACCUUUUACGAAAACGUUGUAAAACAAUUGCGGCUGAAAAAUACCCAAUGGCAUUUUAUUCCUCCCCGAAGCCCACAUAUGGGAGGCUUAUGGGAGGCUGGUGUAAAAACACUCAAAGGUCAUUUAAGGAGAGUUUGCGGCAAUUCGUCUCUGACCUUUGAGGAACUCUACACAUUGUUAACACGCAUUGAAGCAUGCGUCAAUUCGCGUCCGCUAAGCCCUUUGUCCAACGACCCCAAAGAUUUUAUUCCCCUGACUCCCGGACAUUUUUUGAUCGGUGAACCACUCACGGCACCCAUCGAACGAGACCUACAAGCCAUAAAGAUCCCGCGGCUAACCCGGUGGCAGCGAUUAGAACAGUUGCGUCAACACUUUUGGUCACGUUGGUCGCGCGAAUAUUUAACCCAUCUGCAGCAACGCUCCAAGUGGCUUCGUCCGACCCCUCCGGUGAAGGUUGGGUCCAUGGCUCUCUUAGUUGAAGACAACUUACCUCCCUUAUGUUGGAAGUUGGGUAGAAUCGUCGAGGUGCAUCCAGGACGGGAUGGGGUUGUGAGGGUGCCAGAAGCCUUCAACGGGGGCGGCAUGUUCGGGCGUGAAAUUGUAAGGCGCGCAAGCGCCAAAUAA
Messenger RNA from Zophobas morio, 4875 nucleotides. RefSeq lists its product as uncharacterized. The record is from RefSeq and is a predicted model, not a curated record. Gene Ontology annotation, molecular function: zinc ion binding; nucleic acid binding. NCBI's taxonomy places the organism in Eukaryota, Metazoa, Arthropoda, Insecta, Coleoptera, Tenebrionidae. The transcript has 3 exons. Gene Ontology annotation, biological process: DNA integration. The coding region runs from base 1 to 4875 and encodes 1624 amino acids.